UACCGCAGCAGCCAGUACUAUCAAUGGUAACCUCAGUGCAAGUUGGUACGAGCGGAUUUAAUAUCGCACUUACAUACUACGCAGUACUUGCAUACUGCGCUAACAUAUUCAGCAAAUUUUUUUGUGAUAAAAAAAUCAACACCUGCUAGACAAUGGAUCCUGUCACAAUAUUAUGUGGCAUUGCGAUCAUAAUUCUCACUUUUUAUUAUUACUCCACGUCAACUUUUGACUUUUGGAAGUCACGUGGUGUUCGUGGUCCACGACCGGUACCGUUUUACGGUACUACCAAGGACGUCUUUUUUUUUAAGAAAAGCAUGAGUGAAUAUUUGACGGAAAAAUAUAAUUACUACAAGGACGAGCCUAUGUUUGGAAUAUUCAUGAGGAGGACACCUAUUCUUGUUGUGAAAGAUCCAGAAUUAAUUAAAGACGUCCUUAUCAAAGAUUUUUCAACGUUUGCCGACAGAGGGUUGACCACUAACGAAAAGGCUGAACCGCUGUCACAACAUCUUUUUAGUUUAGAGUCUAAAAGAUGGCGACCAUUAAGAACGAAAUUGUCGCCCGUUUUUACGUCCGGUAAAUUAAAAGAGAUGUUUUCGUUAAUAUCGAAAUGCGCUGAUCACCUCGAACAGUACACGGAACAACUAGCGCGUAAAAACAAGCCUAUAGAAUGCCGUGAACUCACUGCCAAAUAUACGACUGAUGUAAUUGGUACUUGCGCUUUCGGCAUUGAAAUGAAUGCCAUGGCGGAUGAAGAUAGCGAAUUUCGCAAGAUGGGAAGACAGGUAUUCACUCCGACCUGGAGAAACAUAAUACGCAUGAGAAUUACGCAAGCUGCACCAUGGGUCUGGGAUAUUCUUUGGUACAUUGGUUUGAAUCCGAUGUCAGAAGUCAGUAAAUUUUUUAAGCGCGUUAUCACAGAAACUAUGAGCUAUCGGGAUACAAAUAAUAUUGUUAGACAUGAUUUUAUUGAUAUGCUUCGUGAAUUAAAAAACCAUCCAGAUAAACUAGGCGAUAUCGAAUUGACUGACAAUUUGAUAGCGUCUCAAGCAUUUGUAUUUUUUCUUGCUGGCUUUGAAACCUCAUCGACUACUAUAAGUCACGCGCUUUAUGAGUUAGCAUUAAAUCCGAUAGUGCAAGACAGGUUACGUGAAGAAAUUGAUCAGGAGUAUGCAAAAUGCGGCGGUGAUUUAACAUAUGAAAACAUUAAAAAGAUGAAUUACUUGGAUAAAGUUUUCAAAGAAACUUUACGAAAAUAUCCACCAGUGACAUUUCUCAUGAGACAAUCAUUGGCAGAUUAUACAUUUGAUGGUACCAAAGUUAGCAUACCAAAAGGUCAAAGAGUGUGGAUCCCAAUUUAUUCAAUUCAACGAAAUCCGGACAUUUAUCCAAAACCAGAUGUUUUCGAUCCAGAAAGAUUUAGCGAUGAAAUUGCACAAACCAGGCAUUCAAUGUUUUAUUUACCUUUCGGUGAUGGUCCGAGAAAUUGUAUCGGUGCCCGCUUUGCUGUUUAUCAGACUAAAAUUGGACUUGUAAAGUUAUUACGAAACUGCAAAAUCGAAUCCUGUGAAAAAACGCUAAUACCAUAUCAAAUGGAUCCUAAGGCAUUUCUAUUAGCACCAAAAGGUGGAAUAUACUUGAAAUUAACUAAAAUCGAUCGAAAUUGAUAUAUUUUUUAAAUCGAUUUUCUCAAAAAGUAAUACAUACCUAUGUAGAAGAAUGAAAGCAAUUAUUUGUGAGAAGUAUAUAAUAUUAACAAUUAUCUUGUUUUUACGUAGUUAAUAAUGUAAUCACUAAUGUUAUAUAAUAUGUAAUAUAGAAGUUUGAUAAAUA
This is a messenger RNA of Pseudomyrmex gracilis, 1830 nucleotides long. Its product is annotated as cytochrome P450 6a2-like. Gene Ontology annotation, molecular function: monooxygenase activity; oxidoreductase activity, acting on paired donors, with incorporation or reduction of molecular oxygen; iron ion binding. The transcript has 6 exons. The record is from RefSeq and is a predicted model, not a curated record. Lineage: Eukaryota; Metazoa; Arthropoda; Insecta; Hymenoptera; Formicidae. Bases 153 to 1664 code for a protein of 503 amino acids.